Aspergillus ruber CBS 135680 is the source of this 2112-nucleotide messenger RNA. It is a transcript of the gene hsp90, whose product is annotated as chaperone Hsp90. The transcript has 2 exons. Gene Ontology annotation, biological process: cellular response to heat; protein folding; protein stabilization. Lineage: Eukaryota; Fungi; Ascomycota; Eurotiomycetes; Eurotiales; Aspergillaceae. Gene Ontology annotation, molecular function: ATP-dependent protein folding chaperone; ATP hydrolysis activity; ATP binding. The record is from RefSeq and is a predicted model, not a curated record. Gene Ontology annotation, cellular component: cytosol; perinuclear region of cytoplasm; plasma membrane. The coding region runs from base 1 to 2112 and encodes 703 amino acids.
AUGUCUGCCGAAACCUUCGAGUUCCAGGCUGAGAUCUCUCAGCUCCUCUCUCUCAUCAUCAACACCGUGUACUCCAACAAGGAGAUUUUCCUGCGUGAACUCAUCUCCAACGCCUCCGAUGCCCUUGACAAGAUCCGCUAUGAGUCUCUCUCCGACUCGUCCAAGCUCGACUCGGGCAAGGAUCUCCGUAUCGACAUCAUCCCCGACGUUGAGGCCAAGACCUUGACCAUCAAGGAUACCGGUAUUGGUAUGACCAAGGCUGAUUUGAUCAACAACCUUGGUACUAUUGCCCGCUCGGGCACCAAGCAGUUUAUGGAGGCUCUCACCGCUGGUGCUGAUAUCUCCAUGAUCGGUCAGUUCGGUGUUGGUUUCUACUCCGCCUACCUCGUUGCCGACCGUGUCACUGUCGUCUCCAAGAACAACGAUGACGAGCAGUACAUCUGGGAGUCUGCUGCCGGUGGCACUUUCACUCUCACUCAGGACACUGAGGGCGAGCAGAUCGGCCGCGGUACCAAGAUCGUCCUUCACCUCAAGGAUGAGCAGGCCGACUAUCUCCAGGAGAGCCGUGUCAAGGAGGUUGUCCGCAAGCACUCCGAGUUCAUCUCGUACCCCAUCUACCUCCACGUCCUGAAGGAGACCGAGAAGGAGGUCCCCGAUGAGGAGGCUGAGGAGAAGAAGGAGGGCGAGGAUGACAACAAGCCCAAGGUUGAGGAGGUCGACGAGGAGGAGGAGAAGAAGAAGGAGGAGAAAAAGACCAAGACUGUCAAGGAGAGCAAGAUCGAAGAGGAGGAACUCAACAAGACCAAGCCCAUCUGGACCCGCAACCCUGCCGACAUUACCCAGGAGGAGUACGCUUCCUUCUACAAGUCGCUCUCCAACGACUGGGAGGACCACCUUGGUGUCAAGCACUUCUCCGUUGAGGGUCAGCUUGAGUUCCGCGCCAUCCUCUACAUCCCCAAGCGCGCUCCCUUCGACCUCUUCGAGACCAAGAAGACCAAGAACAACAUCAAGCUCUACGUCCGCCGUGUCUUCAUCACCGAUGACGCCACUGACCUCAUCCCCGAGUGGCUCAGCUUCGUCAAGGGUGUUGUCGACUCUGAGGACCUUCCUCUCAACCUGUCUCGCGAGACCUUGCAGCAGAACAAGAUCAUGAAGGUCAUCAAGAAGAACAUUGUCAAGAAGACUCUCGAGCUCUUCACCGAGAUCGCUGAGGACCGUGAGCAGUUCGACAAGUUUUACUCGGCCUUCAGCAAGAACAUCAAGCUCGGUAUCCACGAGGACGCCCAGAACCGCCCCGCCCUCGCCAAGCUCCUCCGCUACCAGUCCACCAAGUCUGGUGACGAGAUCACCUCCCUCCAGGACUACGUCACCCGCAUGCCUGAGCACCAGAAGCAGAUCUACUACAUCACUGGCGAGUCCAUCAAGGCUGUUGUCAAGUCUCCCUUCCUUGACUCCCUCAAGCAGAAGAACUUCGAGGUUCUGUUCCUUGUUGACCCCAUUGACGAGUACGCUUUCACUCAGCUGAAGGAGUUCGACGGCAGGAAGCUCGUCGACAUCACCAAGGACUUUGAGCUCGAGGAGUCCGACGAGGAGAAGGCUGAGCGUGAGCGUGAGGAGAAGGAGUACGAGGGUCUUGCCAAGAGCCUUAAGGAGAUCCUUGGCGACAAGGUCGAGAAGGUCGUUGUUUCCCACAAGCUUAUCGGUGCUCCUUGCGCCAUCCGUACCGGCCAGUUCGGUUGGUCCGCCAACAUGGAGCGUAUCAUGAAGGCUCAGGCCCUCCGUGACACCUCCAUGAGCUCCUACAUGUCUUCCAAGAAGACCUUCGAAAUCUCCCCCAAGUCUCCCAUCAUCCAGGAGCUCCGCAAGAAGGUCGAGGCUGAUGGUGAGAACGACCGCACUGUCAAGUCCAUCACCCAGUUGCUCUUCGAGACCUCUCUCCUUGUCUCUGGUUUCACCAUUGAGGAGCCCUCCAGCUUCGCUGAGCGUAUCCACAAGCUCGUCUCUCUUGGUCUGAACAUCAAUGAGGACACCGAGACCACCGAGGAGAAGGCCGCUGAGGAGGCCGCUCCUGCUGCCGCCACCGGCGAGAGCUCCAUGGAGGAGGUUGACUAA